Cheilinus undulatus (humphead wrasse) is the source of this 4194-nucleotide messenger RNA. RefSeq names its product timeless circadian clock (gene timeless). The coding region runs from base 169 to 3942 and encodes 1257 amino acids. Gene Ontology annotation, cellular component: replication fork protection complex. The record is from RefSeq and is a predicted model, not a curated record. Gene Ontology annotation, biological process: DNA repair; replication fork arrest; DNA replication checkpoint signaling. The transcript is spliced from 30 exons. Gene Ontology annotation, molecular function: DNA binding. Lineage: Eukaryota; Metazoa; Chordata; Actinopteri; Labriformes; Labridae.
UCUUGUACACUAGUGUAUCUGUUAGUGAAGUUAGUGUCUGUUAACAACAAUAAAUUAAUAGAAAAUAUCCCAACUUUAUACAUAACUGGUUCACGAACACGAUAACCCGCAGAAUAGACGCAUUUGGCCUUUUGACUGAUUGUUUUCCUGUAAGCUGCCCUAUGGUGCAUGGACUUACUCAGAAUGAAUUGUGAGCUUUUGGCAACGUGCAGUGCCCUUGGUUAUUUGGAAGGAGACACCUAUCACAAGGAAGCUGAUUGCUUAGAGAGUGUCAAAGAUUUGAUCAGAUAUCUACGACAUGAGGAUGACACCCGUGAUGUCCGCCAGCAGCUGGGUGCAGGCCAGAUAUUACAAAAUGACCUUCUGCCCAUCAUUAUUCAACAUGGACAAGAGAAGGCCUUAUUUGAUGCCUGCAUUAGGCUCAUGGUCAAUCUCACCCAGCCUGCCAUGCUUUGCUUUGGCAAAGUCCCCGAUGACCCUGUCUUUAGACAUCACUUUUUGCAAGUGACCUCUCAUUUACAGGCCUAUAAAGAGGCAUUUGCUAGUGAGAGAGUGUUUGGCAUUUUAAGUGAAAUAUUAUACAACUUCCUACAACUGGACUGGGAGCAGAGGCAGGAGGAGGAUAAUCUUCUGAUAGAAAGGAUCCUGCUGCUGGUCAGGAAUGUGCUUCAUGUACCAGCUGACCCCAAUGAAGAGAAGAAAGUGGACGAUGAUGCCAGCGUUCAUGAUCGGCUGCUGUGGGCCAUCCACAUGAGUGGUUUCGAUGACCUUGUCAAGUUUCUUGCAUCAGCUCAAAGUGAGCAGCAGUGGAGUAUGCAUGUGUUGGAGAUCAUCUCCCUCAUGUUCAGAGACCAGACGCCAGAAGCUUUAGUGAGCGCCGGUCAGGCUCGUUCAGCAGAAGAGAAGCAGAGAGACUCUCAGGAGCUGGAGGCACUGAGGCAGAAGGAGCAUGCAGAGAAACGAUCUCGCACCUUACAAAGGGGAACAAGACAUUCUCGCUUUGGAGGCUCUUUUGUUGUUCAAGGGCUUAAGUCAAUUGGGAACAACGAUGUGAUUUACCACAGAAAUCUUAAUAAUUUCAAAAAUUACACUCAUGACUUGGGCAAAGCAGUGAGACGCGUUCCCAAGAGGAAUCGUCAGGCUCAGGAGUGUAAAGACAAACGUCGUUCAGCCUUAAAUGUUCGCCUCUUCCUGCGAGAGUUUUGUGUGGACUUCUUGGAGAAUUGUUACAAUCGGCUCAUGUACCUCGUGAAGGAAAAUCUAAUUCGUGAGCAAACUCAGGAACAUGAUGAGACAUACUACCUCUGGGCACUCAGCUUUUUCAUGGCGUUCAACCGUGGCAAUGGUUUCCGUGCUGACUUGGUUUCUGAGACUGUCUCCAUCCGGGCUUUUCAUUUUAUUGAGCGCAACAUCACUAACUACUAUGAGAUGAUCCUCACGGAUCGUAAAGAGGCAACAUCCUGGUCCCGCAGGAUGCACCUGGCACUAAAGGCGUACCAGGAACUGUUGUUGACUGUCAACGAGAUGGACCGCUCCGUGGAUGAAAGUAUCCGUCAGAGCUCUAAUGUUAUAAAAAGUAACAUAUUUUACCUGAUGGAAUACAGGGAGAUUUUCCUGACCCUACUGAGGAAGUAUGAUGAAACCAAACAGCCUCAGUCCUACCUCAAAGAUCUAAUCGAGUCAACUCAUCUCUUCCUGCGCAUGCUGGAGCGCUUCUGCAAGGGUCGCAGAAACCUGAUGGUUCAGAGAAAAAGAGUGAAGCGAAAAAAGUCUAAAGGUAGAAAAAAGCCUUCAACUACAGAGACUAGUCCAGAUGCCCUUGAGGAGACGUGGAAGGUUGUGGAGGAAGAGUUGAAGGCCACCAGCUUUCAGCUGUCAGAGUCUUUAACUGAGAGCAUUGUGCCAUUUGAUGCCACAUCUGAAGUUCCACUGGAAGAGCAGCGGACUGAAGCCAUGGUGCGUGUCCAGGAUGCCUUGCUGGCUCGACUGGGACCAGAAGCCCUUGGAGUGCUGCGAGCUGCCAGAGAGGUGUGGCCAGAGGGGGACGUGUUUGGCUCAGCUGAUGUGGAACCUGAAGAGGAACUAGAGCUGCUGAAACAAAUCCUGCAUGCCAACCUGCCAAGGUCCUCUCCUCCUGAGCCUGUGGCAGAGGAGGAGGAUGAUCCAGCAGAGUUAGAGGAGGAAGAGUUGGAGACUGUUCAGGUUUCUGAGAAAGAGUUUAACUUUCUGGACUUUAUCAAGAGGUUUGCCAAUCCCAGCAUCAUGCGCCCAUACCUCCUCCUAUUGAAGUCAUAUUCAAAAAACACACCUCACACAAACCACUGCAUCACUCGACUGCUGCACCGCUUGGCUGUGGACCUGAAAAUGGACGCCUUGCUUUUCCAGCUGUCUGUCUUCAACCUUUUUAACAAAAUCCUGAGUGACCCAGCUGCAGCUGCUUACACGGAGCUGGUGACCUUUGCCAAGUUUGUGCUAAAAAGAUUCUUUUUAGUGGCAGCAACAAACAACAAGGCAUAUGUUGAACUUCUCUUUUGGAAAAAUGUGGGGGCAGUAAGAGAGAUGACUGAGGGCUACAGCAAAGAUGGAGAGGGAAAGACACCUGCAUGGACUGAAGAGGAGGAAGAGGAGUUGCGCAAGCUCUAUGAGGAGCAUCGUGAUUCUGAGGUGCCAGAUAUUGUGGAGACCCUCCUGCCAUUACUCAGCAACAGCAACCGUACUCGGCGCCAGGUAGUGACACAACUGGUGCACAUGGGUAUGGUGGAUAAUGCCAAAGAACUGAAGAAACCAAAGAAAGGUACCCGGAUCGUUCUUUGGACAGAGGAGCAAGAGCAGGAGCUGCAGAUGCUCUUUGAGGAAUUCAGAGACUCUGACGAUGUGCUGGGUAACAUCCUGAAGAAGCUGACGGCUAAGCGGUCCCGUGCUCGUGUGGUGGACAAGCUGCUCAGCUUGGGUUUGGUGUCGGAGAGACGAGAACUUUACAAGAAGAGGAGCAGAGGCAAUCAGAGAAAGAGCUCUGGAAACGGAAUGACUGAAGAAGAGUUCCUAGAAAGUCUGACACAAGGUUUCCCAGAUGAUCAUAUGGACAGAGAUGAUGAAGACGGUCCAGAGGAUGAGUCUGACGAGAGUGAAGAAGAGGAGGAGGAGGAGGAGGUGGGAGAAGAGAGGGAAAAAUCAAAAAAUGGAAAAAGGUGGAGCCAAAGCUCUCACUCCCCUGUUGAGAAAAGUGUUGAUAUUGGUGCCAUGGUGUGGGCUCUACAGCAGGAAGGCUUGUCUGGACCCAUGUUGUGGCUACAGAAUUGUCUUAAUAGAACAGCAGAUGACCGUGAAGAAGAUGGUGUGUCUCUGGCUGUGCCGCUUGUUCCUCUGACUGAGGUAAACGAAGAAGCCAUGGACAAUAAGAGCUUCAGGAGGCUGCUGCGCAAACUGGGAAUACGAGCACCUGCAAAUGAACAGGAAUCAUUUUGGAGGAUCCCAGAAAAGAUUAAUGCGUCACAGCUUCGCAGUGCAGCUGCAGCUCUCAGUCCAAGAGAAGAAGCACCAAAAGUAGGUGAGGAGAAAAACGGUUCUCAGACUCCAACCAGGGACACUCCAGAGGAGGGGCAGGAUUUGGAGGAGGAGGAGGAGGUCUCAGGUGAACGCAGAGCUCAGGCUCUGAGAGCUCUGCUCCUCACACGCAAGAGGAAACAACAUCCCUCAGAGCAGACAGCUCCUGAUUCAGAAUCCAUGCCUGUGGAAGAGACAGAAAAUACACCUGAGAGAUCUAAGGAGAAGACCUCUACUAAAAGGAGUCGGAUUUUAGAUGACAACAGUGAGGAUGACUCCACUCAUGCAAUGGAAACAGAAAACAACAGUGAUGCUGAAUCAGAUAGGGAGGAUAUCUCUGCUCCAGUGAAACGUAGACGCAAGAUGGUCUUAAUCGAUGAAGAGGAAGAUGAGGAUUAGUGAAUUUCUUUAAUGGACUGCAGACAGGGAUGGUAUCAAAGGUGGAUGCAGCUCUCUAGAGGAGAUUCUGUUAAUGGAAGACCAAACAAGACCUGCCACCAUGGAUUCAUAUUUGUUUAAAUGUUUUGUUCACAGUUCUUCAAAUAUUCCCAGCAUGGAUAUAAUAAUGGACAUUAACCUUCGAUAUAGUUGUCUUUGUUAUGAAUGCUGUCGGUUGAUGAUGAGACUUUUGGAUUUUAAUAAAGCAUAUUG